Molecule: messenger RNA, 732 nt
Organism: Vitrella brassicaformis
Lineage: Eukaryota; Vitrellaceae
Source: the annotation of a GenBank genome assembly
CUGGUCAUUAGUCCAUCCAUCUAGUCACCACUCACAGGCAGAGAGACGCAUGAGUCGGUCAACCGCUGGUGGGUGUCUGGCAGAAUUGCCAGCACCCGCAGCCAACCCAGCAGAGGCGGUCGUUCCUUCUCCUUCUCUCACGACGCGGGCCCUCACUAGUCCACUCGCUGUAGCUUGAUGCCCAUCUUUCCUGUAGCAACACGGCGAAACACACAAGAGACACCAUCACACCCUUAUUGGGAAUAUUUGUCCACCAUUACCCGUGUCGUCAAGAAACACGGGUUGGAUGAGCCGGAGCCCUUCUUUUUCGACCAGGUGGAUGAAGUAGUCGAAGAGGAGACUCAGUGCUUGAAAAUCUCUGAGCCAGCAGAUCUCGACUCCAAGCCUUAUAGGGCGCGAACAGACCGUAUUCGAAAGGGGUCUGUUACAGUGGCAGGCCUUGCCCUCGAAGAAAGCCUAACAAACCAAUAACAAACCGCCCGCCGGCACCUAUAAAGAUGUGUCUCAUUCAGUCAAUGCCCGCAUACCGGGAUGGUGUCGACGAUGAUCGUACCGGCCUAAUGGGUUGUUGACACACACAGAGGAGAAGAAGGAUCUAUCAGAGGAGACACAGAUUGCCGGCGCAUUCUGACACGCAUUGGUCACCGGCGCGAGGAGGGCCCGCAUAUUCUGCCAGAAUGAAGAAAUGAGCUUGAAGUGCGGCAGAAACUCCCACAUCUCAUUGUAGUUCAU